Cygnus atratus (black swan) is the source of this 8993-nucleotide messenger RNA. It is a transcript of the gene BCAT1, whose product is annotated as branched chain amino acid transaminase 1. The transcript has 11 exons. Gene Ontology annotation, molecular function: branched-chain-amino-acid:2-oxoglutarate transaminase activity. Bases 319 to 1482 code for a protein of 387 amino acids. Gene Ontology annotation, biological process: L-valine biosynthetic process; L-leucine biosynthetic process. Lineage: Eukaryota; Metazoa; Chordata; Aves; Anseriformes; Anatidae. Gene Ontology annotation, cellular component: mitochondrion. The record is from RefSeq and is a predicted model, not a curated record.
GCGUUCCUCAGCCCCAGCCUUCAGCCGCGGCGGGGCCGAUUUGGGGACGUGCGGCCGGGAGGAGGGAGGGAAGGAGGGAGGCGAGGCGAGGCGGGGCGGCCGCAGCCCCUCGCCCCUUUCCCCCGCGGCUGCCGGCGUGCGCGCCGCCCUCGCCCGCUGAUGCAAUCGGAGCCCGCAAGCGGCGGCAGCAGCAGCACCGGAGGUGCCCGCGGGAGGAUCGGGCGGCCCUGAGCCCGCAGCAGCACCCGAGGGAGCGGAGGGCAGGCGGCAGGCAGCCCGCACCGCCGCGGAGCAGGAGCACCCGCCCCGGCUGCCAGCAUGCUCAAGGGCUGUCAGAACGAGUGCAUGGCUGGAGGAUGUUCAGGCGAAGCAACAAAGCAUGUGACUGAAUCUUUCAAGGCUUCAGACUUGGUUAUCGCACCAGCUAUGACUUUCAAGGAAAAACCAGACCCCAAUGGUCUGGUAUUUGGAACUGUGUUCACUGAUAAUAUGCUGAUGAUUGAAUGGUCUUUGGCUUCAGGAUGGGAGAAACCUUAUAUUAAACCACUUGAGAACCUCUCGUUGCAUCCAGCCUCUUCAUCUCUGCAUUAUGCUAUAGAAUUGUUUGAAGGAAUGAAGGCUUAUCGAGGAGUAGAUGGCAAAAUCCGCCUGUUCCGGCCAAGCCUCAACAUGGACAGGAUGGCACGAUCGGCAAGACGAACAACUCUGCCAAGUUUUGACCAGAAUGAGCUGUUGGAGUGCAUCCGGAAGCUUGUGGAAAUAGAAAAGGAGUGGGUUCCAUACUCAACUGCUGCCAGCCUGUAUAUCCGUCCUACCUUAAUUGGAACUGAGCCUUCUCUUGGAGUGAAGAAGCCAACUAAAGCCCUACUGUAUGUCAUACUGAGCCCUGUGGGCCCUUACUUUGCAAGUGGAAGCUUUAGUCCAAUAUCAUUAUGGGCAGAUCCAAAAUAUGUAAGAGCCUGGAAAGGAGGAACAGGGGACUGCAAACUGGGAGGGAAUUAUGGUUCUUCUAUUUAUGCCCAGCAAGAAGCCCUGGAGUUAGGCUGUCAGCAGGUUCUGUGGCUCUAUGGAGAAGAUCACCAAAUAACUGAAGUUGGAACAAUGAAUUUGUUUCUCUACUGGAUAAAUGAAGAUGGAGAAAACGAACUGGCAACCCCACCUUUAGAUGGCAUCAUCCUUCCAGGAGUGACAAGACAGAGCAUUUUGGAUCUGGCACGCAACUGGGGAGAAUUUAAAGUGUCUGAGCGAUACAUCACUAUGAGUGACCUGACAGCUGCCUUGGAAGAGAACAGAGUGAAGGAGAUGUUUGGUGCUGGAACAGCCUGUAUUGUAUGUCCUAUCUCCAAAAUUUUGUACAAGGGCAAGCAUUUGCACAUUCCAUCUAUGGAGAAUGGACCUCAGUUAACAACCCGAUUCCUGAAUAAGCUGAGUGAUAUCCAGUAUGGAAGAGAAGACAGCGAUUGGGCUGUGCUGGUGUCGUGAAGGUGAAAGAAUUCAGACCCUCCAGACAGAACAACCACAAAUAAUGACAACUUCUGUAGCUGCCUGUGUGUAGCAUAGUUUCUUUAUCACUUUACUUCCCAGGAUGAUUGUUUCCACAAUCCAGCAAAUGUGAACACAAUCAUUUUGUUUUCUACUGUAAGCCUUUUAGUAGAAGUCUGUCUUCUUGGUAGAGGUGCUAAAUGUUAGGAACAGAACUUUCCUAAUGGUUUCUUAGUGCCUCCUUGUGUCUUAUGUACAGUCUAAAAAUUUGUAAAAUGCUCUUCAACUGCUCUUCAGUUUGUUUUGUUUGUUUUAACUGCCAUCACCAGCAGAGCAAGUUGUAUAACACAGACAUCGCCUGUUAGUUGACCGCAGGGUUCUAUUGACAUUAUUCUGCCUUUUGCUCUGAGUUCAAGAAACAGUUAAGUUUAGCCAUAUGCUCUUUCCUUUUGUAACCCACUUGUAUGGGAGAUUUCUGAGUUUACAUAGUCCCACAGAUUCCUUCAUCCAUAUUCUUUCAAAUAACAGCUCUGUCCUUUAGGCCCACACACUGAGUGGAUCUAGCAUGCAAAAUGCUCCCUGAUAGACUGCUGCUUUUCCCUCCACGUGGGGAUAAGCAGUGGCUGCCUGGGCAGGGCAUACCUCACUAAUAGCUGAAUACAUCCUCCUGUACAUGAUGUUCAGGACUGAGCUAGACCAUGCUGAAACAAGAAUCACUCUUUGUUUGGCCUAACAGAGAGCUGCUGAUGCAGUGUGUCGCCUUCUGGUGAAUGUCUAGAAAAUAACAUUAAACAAAACACUGGCUGUAAAAGUUGAACCGCUCUUCAUUUGUACAAAGUGAAAGCAACCAAAGCAACCUUUGGAACGAGGAUGAAUUAAAAGGAAUUUCCUUCAACAUCUAGUCACAUGAUUUAGAUCAGGAAAAUAUUUUCUCAUCCUUCACUGCUCACUGUGAAACGUACCCAGCCUCCAUUAAUUACACGUGCAUCUUAACUGGGUCUUCCUGUUUAAGGAGCAAGCUAUGUUGUCAGCAGAAAAUACCUAGCCCAAGACAGAAAGAGAUUUAAUGCAAACCCUGGUUUUGUUCUGAUGAAGCAUAUUCUUCAUAUUCCGCUAUUCUCUUACAUGCUGUCUUGAUAUUAUCUGGAAACAUUAUAAAGUAUAUAUCCCAUAGUUAGAGAAACAACAUCUGUUUACUAAGAAAUAUCCUGUAAUAUUUAUUAGCUUUGUCUUUUUGCACACCGAUUUGUCAAAUGGCUUUAAGAUAUCUCUAGCCAAAGAGGAUGAUCAUAUCUGUAUCAAUGUUCCGAAGUGCUACUUCAGUAUAAAACUGGUGGAUCUUUAUUGACACUAAUGGAGUUCAGUAAGAAGAAACAUUUAUUUCCAUAGUUUGCAGUAGAGAUGCCACCAGUAUUAAGGGAAAUAUUUAGCACUUUAUUGUAUGGUGUUUUUUAUUUUUUUUAUUUUAUUUUUUUAAGACGACGACCCAACAACACCUCUCCCAUGCUUUAUAAGUUUUUUGUAGUUACUGGCAUCUGUUAACAUAGUUCAAAAAGGCAAAGUAGAAUUUCUAAUGGACCAUCCAUGCCUUAUACAACUGCUGAAAAGUAGCAUUAUGGCUUUCCUGUUCAUUUUUGGUCAGAUUUUAAAGACAUACCCCUACUUAGCCAUCUUUUUUUUGCUCCCUCAAAUCAUGACUUUUACUGUCUUUCACUGUGGUCCAAUCUGAUCUUUUAAUGAAGAACAGUUGAAGGUUUUCUCUGACAAUGUAACUAUUGUUAAAAUAUUAGACAGUUUUGUCUUUAGAAUACAACUGCAAGCACAAAAAUUUGUUUCACUUACAGUAGCAAUAGUACUGUGUGUCUGCUUUUCCAACCAUUUGAACUGGUAUAGUGUGCUGGUCUUUGUUCAGUAUCUUACUACGUGUUAUAAGCUGCUGGUAUUCUUUCAUUUUUCUUUAAGAAGGGUAGAAAAAUUAACAAGAGGAAUAUGUCAAGAUGCAAUGUGGGGUAGAGAGUUUUAUCCAAUGGGGCAAGUAUCAUAACUAAAGAGUGCCUUUAACUAAAAUGUGGCAUGUAGCUUUGUAAAAGUCAUGUAAUGAGCAACCACACAUGGCUUCCUGUUACUGAACUGUGUAAAUUUGUCCCCUUAUGUUCAUCUUAGAUUUAGCAGCUAAAGAAAAAGUGGAAGUAUCUAACUUCAGAAAUAUGGAAAAGUGGUUGAACGAUCCAUUAGCAUCUCAGAAUCUUGAUAGAGUUGAUGGGUAUCUCGUAUCAAAAGUCCCCAUGAAGGCAUGAGAGUACCAGCAUUAAUCUAUUCACUAGUUGGAAUGAAUAAGGACCAGUUUGAAUAAUUAUUUUACUGUGGUCUAGAAGCUGAAAGUUGUGUAAAACUCUUCUUAAAUUGGAUGCAAGUAACUUAAUGUGAGGAAACCAAGUAGUUUCAUUUAUCGUGGUUUGCACUGUUGCCUAUACCAAAUAGAGAAACACCUCUCCUUCUAUUGUACGUAUUCAGUCGAUGGAGACUUCAAAAUUAAAAGGGUUGAAGCUGGAAUGACCCACAGAAAUGCAUAAGCUUUUCUAGCAGAGAAGAAUGAAAACGUAGUGUGUGUAUGGUCAACUGUUGUCUUUAACGUCUUGGUUACAUGUGUUACUCUAGCUGUGGCUGUUUCUCACAUGAAACUCAACAUUGUGGUUGUUUGUAAAUCCAGGUAGAUAGAUUCUAGAUUUUAACAUUUAAAACCUAAAUAAAGGGAGCUAUUUGGUCAGCAUCAUACAGGAAAUUCUUCUGAUCUCGCGUGAUGUCCUACCCUGUAUUCCACCGCUGUUUUUUAUCCUGUUAACCAAAGGAAAGAAAUAAUAUGGGUAAAUAAUUGUGUUUGGUAUUGUGUUCUCCCCCUUUUUUUUUUUGCCUGUAAAAUUUCUUUGAGGGAAUUGUGGUAUUUCCUGAGCUACUAAUAGAUUGUAAAAGAACAUCUGCACAUCUCUUUUCCAUGUGCCCUAUUUGUUUAAUUGCAACAGAUUUACAUAGAAAGAGUAUGGUACGUCAUAACUAGGCAAUUAUCCAUUCUUCAUUACUUAGUUAUGGUUCUGUUAAUUGAUCAUUUAAGACAUAAGACAGUCUAACAUUAGGAGAAUUUGAGACUGUUCAAAAAAGAUCAACAAAUUAAUAUUGUUGUGUGAUAUUUGCAUAAUUGUCUGCAAUUAUUUAAUGUCUAAUUGGGUUGAUCAAAUGAGAUUCAGACUUUCACAUGUUUGUGCUUUACAAACACUGGUACUUUAAAAUGAUAAUGAUGAACUCUAAUUUUUGUAUGUUCUUUCUUCUCCCUUUCAUUCUUUUGAUUAUUAUUUUCAGUAUUGAGCAUGUCCUUAAUUUUCAGUUUGGUGAGUAUGAUUCAAGUUUCAGGAAAGAAGUCCUUCAAAUGAGUGAUCGUUUCAUGAAAUUGGUAUUUCAUACAAACUGUUCUGAUGCCAAGAGUUGUGGCAUCAGCAACUGGUGUUACUUAAAUAGAUUCUUAACUGUAAUGAGGGCAAAUUCACUGAGGAUUUAUUGUGACAAACUUGAGUAAGAAUGCUAAUAAAGGUUAGAGUAGAUAAUCUUUUCAGUCUGUAGCAGAGCAAAGCAAAUGUGAUUUUUCUGGGAUGUAGAAAGGAAAUCUGACAAGACAAAAGCCAAGGUAGUGAGAGAUCUCUGCCCCAGCCUUUACUUACACCUGUUCAGCUCUCUCAAGCCAAAAAGCGAUUGUCUUCCACUCUUCUUUCUAGGUAAACUCUUGUUUAGAGCUUACCUCAUUCAACAGAGAGAUAUUAUUGGUAUUCUCCUGCACACUUACUAUAUUCUUAUUUUUCCUCAGGAAUGAACAACAUUAGUUUGGAAAAAUUUGGAUAUUUGAAAGAGUGAUUUGUAAUGUGAGUUUUUUGAAAUGUCUGUGUACUACAUGGACUUUGAUGGAGGUAGACCGAGAAACAGCUGGGAGUGGUACCAUAGCCACCUGUUUAGAGGGGAAACCCUCUUGAAUUCAGUGGCCUCUCCAAAACAAUCUACCUAAUCUCAGCAGAUUGCUUAGUGUGAUCUGUCUGUUGAUAGUGCCUUGCUACAAAGUAGAAUACAAAGAUGAUAGCUCAGCCUGUUAGACUACGGCACAUUUUUCUCUCUGUAUGGGAUACAUCCUUCCAAUGGUAAAUUUUAAUAUCCUAGUGGCAGGCUUGUAUACUGAGAGGUGGGAAGGUGUAAACAAUGGCUGAGCAUGGCCUGCGGUAGGCCAUUCUUUUGUAUUUCUCUCCCUGCAAACAGAUUUGCAAACGCUUUGCCUCUGCCUCUCCUGUCAUGAUGUCCUUUGGUCUCAAAACUAAAAGUGGCCCUUUAAGCAAAUUUUGCAUUGGUUUGCAUUGCAGCAGUAGUGAUAGUUUAUUUAAAAAAAAAAAAGUUUUCAUCUUGCAGGUGUUCAGGGAUCAGAAUUGCAUUUUUCCACCUGAGCAUGUAAUGCCUGAACAGACUGACCCUAGACAAGUAUUCUAAUCUAUUUCUAAGUGCAGAGUAGUAGUAAUACCAAUCCUACUGCUUUUGACUCUAAUCCAAAGUUUUGGGGAAAAAAAAAAAAAGCUUAUUUUAUUACAGAUCAAAUAAGCUUUCCAGAAAGCUUUUUAAGCAGCAGGCAAAGAUACCUAGUACAGUACAAUACUUCCACUCUGAAGCAAUCCUUGAAAUUAUCUGGAUUAUGCAGAAGUAAAAGGUUAUCUGACUGAGAAAUAUAUUUAAGUUUUGCUAUGUGAACCCAUAAACAAGUAAAAUACGUAGUUCAGAACAUAUAGUAACAUGCAGAAAUUUCAUGAAAAGAAAGUUCACCUCCUCCUCUCAAACAGUGCUAUCUUCUUUAAAAGUGAUGCUUGGGGGGGGAAGCAUUGUACCUCUCAAUGUAGAAUCAUUAAACUGCAGCUCUUCUAGAGGCACACCUUGCCACAUAGCACUGAGACAGACCUCUGAAUGAAUCUUGGCUACAAGUUUUCUGAAUUGCAGUCUUUAGAUUUUGGAAGUGUCAGAGCUGUGUUUUACUGUGUUUUGUCGCUAUCCUAAAGAUUUGGAAAAAUAAUAAUAAUCUCUUUGCAUAAUAGCAAAAGAGAUUACUGAUAUUGUAUUGGUGGAAAACCAUGCAGUUGCACUCCUGCCUAUUCCUUGCUUUAAGCCCGAUGGUUAGUGGGAAUUUCAGGAUAUUUUCCCUGACCACAUAAAAUCUGAGUGCUGUCUGUAGCACAACUGGUGAAUAUAAACAACUAGCUCCAUAAACAAAACUUAACUUCUUCCUUACUCUCAAUGAUAAAGUACAUUGGGACCUAGCGUGUGUGCAAUACUGAAUUAGAAUAGUCAAGCUUUAGAUAUAAAAUGAAAUUUUGGAAUUAGUAGCUCAAAUGGAAAUAAAUAUUACUGAUUGCACCAGCAAGGUUUACCACACCCAACUUUUCUAAAAAUGCUGGUGUUUAAACUCAGUAGUAGUAAUAGCAUGGCUAGACACUUGUGCCUGUCUUUGAACAUGAAUUUACACUGAGCUUGCUUAUCGUAAAACUUAAAUUAUUGUCUUAAUUUUCCACAGUUCUGAAUUCUCACUCCAUGCGUUAAAAAAUAGAAUAUUAAAUUUAAUGUGCACAGGAGGAUCUUAGGGAGGAAUAAAGAGGUUGAUAAAGCAUUUUGAAAGUCUUUAAAAUAUCUGGUGAAUGUAGUUAAGGUAGAAAAAGAGAAGACAACUUUGUGGAGAAAAAUAGCUAUAGCAUACCAAAUGAUUUUCUAAUGCUUUGGAGUCCAUCAUAUUACGUUUCAUCCUCCUGUCCAGGAUCAUUUUUGUUAUUGACCAAAGAGGCAUGCAGGGAAAAGUAGGUCAAAUAUGCUUAGUGCUUUGUUUUAUUUUUCUUAUUUUAACCAAGCAAGGGUUAGGAAAGUUUCUAAGAGCUGGUUCUCUUGAUAUUGCUAACUCUUUAGGACUUGAUUUUCUCAUGUUUUUAGCAGUCAUUUAAGUGUGAGAUGGAAGAGCUCAGAAGUUAUCUUAGGCAGUACUAUCAUGCAGGAACAGAUUGAUUUUCACUUUAUGAUCACGUUCUUCAAGAUAUGAACAUGGUGUCUUUUAAAUUUUGCAUCUUUUUAUAAAAACAAUGCCUAUCAUUUUAGAACUUGAUACAGUGUCACUGAGCAGUUAUCUUAAACUAUCACAUCCUGGUAGAUUAAGAGAAGAAUGCAAGCAUUCUUAUUCCUUAUGUAAUCACCUUCCUGUAUACCAAAUCCCCUCUUUAUUACGAUUUGGUCUCUGCUAGAAUUGUGACCUCUUCAGGUGAAAUAACAGGUAUUUUCUCUACUGUGUCCUGCAAGUGCACCCUGGGCUUUUUGAUAAGUACUAAGAGCUGGCAGCAAAUAUCAGAGCAAAAAGCAAAGUCAAAAGUCUUCUGUCUCCAGAACAGGUAUGCUAGGAAUGAGAGUAAAAUUGCCCAUCUCCUUACUUCAGUCAAGAGUUCAGAAGAUCAUUAACAUUCUCAUUCAGUCCAAAAUAGUGACAACCCAGGUAUACCAAAUGUCUAGUAGCAUGGUAGAUUGCUAUUUAUGAAUGCUCCUAUUUGAUUGCUUAAAUGCCUACACCUGUGCCUACAUUCUUCAUAAUUUUAGCCCUAGUAGCUGAGUUAAAACCUGCAACACAUUUAUAUACGUCAUGAAAAUGUAAAAUAAUAGAUAAAAAUGAAUAGUAGUGAUCCAGACCAUCUAAAAUUGAGAAACUUUUCUACAUGUCAGUGGCCUAUUUUGUUCCCAUAAAUUCUAUUCAUUUUCUAAUGGCCCAGUAGCUGACCAGAACUGCAAGUAGGAGACCAAUAUAUCAUUAAUUCUACCCAACAGUCAAGAAUAUUGACGAAGAGUGAAUCUAUUCCCUCCAUCUCCUGGGACAAUGGUUUGGAAUCUAACCUGGCCACUACAGUAAAGAUUGACAGAAGAUUCUUUGCCAUGGUGGAGACAAGUAGGAGUUUUAUCUAAAGCUAUUUGCAAACAAUUUCUGUCAGAUCAGUAAAUUUGGAAAGACAGAUAUCCCAAUCUACCUGACCUUCAAGGCAUUUAGAAGGCUGCAGUAGUAGUUCUUGGAAUUGUAGCAGUGGGAAAUCAGCAACUUAAGAGCGAGAAGUAAACACCUCUGAAGGGUCUCCGUUGUCUUAAAUGUUAAAGUUAACAGGGUAUUUUACAGGGAUCUGAGCAUAUAAAAACAGUAAAGGACAGAUGUGUGAAAAAAAAUACUGGAUCAACUAAAGGAAACUCUACCUCAUUCUUCUCUAAAGGCUUUGUAGAAGCACAAUUAAACGCUCCUAAUGGCAUUGUUACGUACAGACCAUCUGGCAUGAAAGAAACACUUUAUAUUUGUAUGUCUAUAAAUCCUGUAAUAACUGUAUUUUGCUGGCAGUAGAAACAGUCUAUACUAUUUGCAGUUUUCCUCAUCAAAUCUGUAAUUAUGCAAUGUUUCUGUCUCCAAUAAAGGAAUUUAAUGGGUA